ACGCAUGCUAUAACUGUACAGAAGCCACGGAAACUGCUGCUCUUUCGUGUGGUAUCGCAGAACGUUGAGUAACGAGAACCGUUUAAGCCUCUUAAACAUUCGGUUAGAAUUUAUUUAUUAAUAGUAAUCCAGGUGGACAACCAUGGCCUCGGGAGGAGAAUCAAAAAAUGAUGAUCUGGCCACUGCAAUUCUGAAACAGAAGAACAGACCAAACAGACUCAUUGUUGAUGAAUCUAUCAAUGAAGACAACAGCGUGGUCUCGCUUUCUCAGACUAAGAUGGAUGAGCUGCAGCUCUUCCGUGGGGACACAGUGCUCAUGAAGGGAAAGAAGAGGCGGGAGACUGUCUGCAUUGUGUUGUCUGACGACACUUGCUCAGAUGAGAAGGUCCGCAUGAACAGGGUGGUCCGUAACAAUCUGAGGGUCCGCCUGGGUGAUGUUAUCAGCAUUCAGCCAUGUCCUGAUGUCAAGUAUGGAAAAAGGAUCCAUGUUCUCCCAAUUGAUGACACAGUCGAAGGAAUUACUGGCAACCUGUUUGAGGUCUACCUGAAGCCAUACUUCUUGGAGGCUUACAGGCCGAUCCGCAAAGGGGACAUUUUUUUGGUCAGAGGAGGCAUGCGUGCUGUGGAAUUCAAGGUGGUAGAGACUGAUCCCUCCCCUUACUGCAUUGUUGCUCCUGAUACGGUCAUUCACUGUGAGGGAGAGCCAAUAAGGAGAGAGGAUGAGGAAGAGUCCCUGAAUGAGGUGGGCUAUGAUGACAUUGGUGGUGUGAGGAAGCAGCUAGCCCAGAUCAAGGAGAUGGUGGAGCUGCCUCUUAGACACCCUGCACUGUUCAAGGCCAUUGGAGUCAAGCCCCCUCGUGGAAUCCUACUAUACGGACCCCCUGGAACUGGAAAGACUUUGAUUGCCAGAGCUGUGGCCAAUGAAACUGGAGCUUUCUUCUUCCUCAUUAAUGGCCCUGAGAUCAUGAGUAAGCUUGCAGGAGAGAGUGAAAGUAACCUGAGAAAGGCUUUUGAGGAGGCAGAAAAGAAUGCUCCUGCCAUCAUCUUUAUCGAUGAGCUUGACGCAAUUGCUCCCAAGAGGGAAAAGACUCAUGGAGAGGUGGAAAGGCGCAUUGUUUCUCAGCUGCUAACUCUUAUGGAUGGCCUGAAACAGAGAGCUCAUGUCAUUGUCAUGGCUGCCACCAACAGACCCAACAGCAUUGACCCAGCUCUCAGAAGAUUUGGGCGUUUCGAUAGGGAAGUGGAUAUUGGCAUUCCUGAUGCCACUGGCAGGUUGGAGAUCCUCCAGAUUCACACUAAAAACAUGAAGCUGGCUGAUGAUGUUGACUUGGAACAGGUAGCCAAUGAAACCCAUGGACAUGUUGGUGCAGAUCUUGCUGCCCUCUGUUCUGAGGCUGCCCUGCAGGCCAUCAGAAAGAAGAUGGACCUUAUUGACCUUGAGGAUGAGACCAUCGAUGCUGAAGUCAUGAACUCUCUCGCUGUCACCAUGGAUGACUUCAAGUGGGCCCUGAGCCAAAGCAAUCCUUCAGCACUGAGGGAGACAGUUGUUGAGGUUCCUAACAUAACCUGGGAUGAUAUUGGAGGUCUUGAAGAUGUCAAGAGGGAGCUACAGGAGCUGGUGCAGUACCCAGUGGAGCACCCAGACAAGUUCCUCAAGUUUGGGAUGACUCCAUCAAAGGGUGUGCUGUUUUAUGGUCCCCCUGGUUGUGGUAAGACUCUGUUGGCCAAAGCCAUCGCCAAUGAGUGCCAGGCAAAUUUCAUCUCCAUCAAAGGACCUGAGCUGCUGACUAUGUGGUUUGGAGAGUCUGAGGCCAAUGUUCGGGAGAUCUUUGACAAGGCUCGUCAAGCUGCCCCAUGUGUUCUCUUCUUUGAUGAGCUGGACUCCAUUGCCAAGGCCCGUGGUGGUAAUGUCGGGGACGGCGGCGGAGCAGCUGAUCGUGUCAUCAACCAGAUCCUGACUGAAAUGGAUGGAAUGUCCAGCAAGAAGAACGUGUUCAUCAUUGGAGCCACAAACAGACCAGACAUCAUUGACCCUGCCAUCCUCAGACCUGGUCGUCUGGAUCAGCUCAUCUACAUCCCUCUGCCAGAUGAGAAGAGCAGGAUCAGCAUCCUGAAGGCCAACCUCCGCAAGAGUCCCAUCAGCAAGGAUGUGGACUUGGAUUUCCUAGCAAAGAUGACCAAUGGCUUCUCUGGAGCUGAUCUUACAGAAAUUUGCCAGAGAGCGUGUAAGCUGGCCAUCAGAGAGAGCAUCGAGAAUGAGAUCCGCAGAGAAAGAGAGCGGCAGACUAACCCAUCAGCUAUGGAGGUGGAAGAAGAUGAUCCUGUGCCAGAGAUCAGAAAGGACCAUUUUGAAGAAGCAAUGCGAUUUGCUCGCCGUUCAGUCAGUGACAACGACAUUCGCAAAUAUGAGAUGUUCGCUCAGACACUGCAGCAGAGCCGUGGCUUUGGCAGCUUCAGGUUUCCUUCCAGUGCCACAGGUGGCAGUGGCACAAGCCAUGGUUCAGGAGGAACUGGCACUGGCCCAGUGUUCAAUACUGAAGAUAAUGACGACGACCUUUAUGGAUAAACGUGCACUGUCCCGCAGUGGUUCAGUACUGGGAUCACACCUGUACAAAUUCUCACCCAAUUCCACAUUUUUAGGACUUUGUGCUUCUUUCAUGUGUUCCUUUUUUCUUUAUAUAUUCAUUCUUUUUGUAUGAUUUCCCUUUGAGAAAGCAUGUAGCCACCUGGUUUGCCCUGGCUUUGUUGUCGGUUGGGGGUUUGGGGAUGUUGAACACGAACCACGAAUGACUGACGUAUGUUUUGGUGGGGUGGGGGGGUUUGAGUGGCCUCAUUCUGAAUAUAUCACAACCAACAUGAAUGGCUUUAGUGGCGGGUUCUAUGCUAGACCGUAAGAAAGAAGGAAAAAAGCAUAUUGCUAAUGACUUCAUUUUUUAAAAAAAAUAAACAGUAGCAUAUAAUGUAUUACAAAUUUGUCAAGGUUAUGUUGUUGAAAAUAAAAUCUCACGAAACUGA
This is a messenger RNA of Betta splendens (Siamese fighting fish), 3015 nucleotides long. RefSeq names its product valosin containing protein (gene vcp). The coding region runs from base 143 to 2566 and encodes 807 amino acids. The transcript is spliced from 17 exons. Gene Ontology annotation, cellular component: VCP-NPL4-UFD1 AAA ATPase complex; cytosol; nucleus. Gene Ontology annotation, molecular function: ATP binding; ATP hydrolysis activity; polyubiquitin modification-dependent protein binding. The record is from RefSeq and is a predicted model, not a curated record. Gene Ontology annotation, biological process: mitotic spindle disassembly; retrograde protein transport, ER to cytosol; autophagosome maturation. Lineage: Eukaryota; Metazoa; Chordata; Actinopteri; Anabantiformes; Osphronemidae.